ACUAGCUUUGUCUUCAUUCGCCGUCAUCUGCUGGUUUUUUGGUUAGAAAGUAAACUUUAGCGGCAAAUAAAUUUGACAGAUUAAACUAUUAAAGUAUAAACUAAUCCAUUUAUGUGAAGUUUUUACACCAUACAUCGGGAAAAAACUCACAGUUCAAUGGCCUCAAACACUUUUGGUCAAAAAAAUUUCACACCUACCGGACCUUUGAAAGGGAGCUUUCCUCUGGAUCAUGAAGGCGAGUGCAAAAUAAACAUGUUGCGAUACAUGAUUUGCCUGCGAGAAAACAGUAAUCAAAGUAGUGAGUGUCGUCAGCUAUCAAAAGAGUAUCUUGACUGCCGUAUGCAGAAACAGCUGAUGGUCAGGGAAGAGUGGACUAAGUUAGGAUUCGGUGACAUCAGUGAAGAGAAUAAGCAAUAAACAUGAAGGUGUUGAUUGGUUGCACAGGAAGUGUUGCUACAAUCAAACUUAGCGAACUAGUGGAUCAGCUGAAAAACAGUAACUUUGAAGUGCAGGUUGUUGCUACAGAAUGUGCAAAGCAUUUCUUGUCGAGACAAACCAUCAAUUGCAAAGUUUGGGUUGAUGACGAUGAAUGGAACUUGUGGAAAGAAAGAGGAGACCCAGUUCUCCAUAUUGAUCUUAGAAAAUGGGCUGAUAUAUUAGUAGUAGCACCACUAGAUGCCAAUAGCCUUGCAAAAAUUGCUCAAGGUAUAUGUGACAACCUUCUGACUUGUACAGUGCGAGCAUGGGACUUGAAAAAGCCCCUGUUGUUCUGCCCAGCAAUGAACACAUAUAUGUGGAAUCACCCACUUACAGCAGAGCACAUACUUAAACUGAAAUCAUUUGGCUACAUUGAAAUACCUUGUGUAUCCAAAACCUUGGUGUGUGGUGACUCAGGAGUAGGUGCCAUGGCAGAAGUAAAGACAAUAGUUGAUGAAGUGUUAAAUAUGUCUCAAAAAUUGGCUUAAUAAUACAGCAGUAUGAAAUCUAAA
This is a messenger RNA of Daphnia pulex (common water flea), 989 nucleotides long. It is a transcript of the gene Ppcdc, whose product is annotated as phosphopantothenoylcysteine decarboxylase-like. The transcript is spliced from 2 exons. The record is from RefSeq and is a predicted model, not a curated record. Gene Ontology annotation, biological process: coenzyme A biosynthetic process. Lineage: Eukaryota; Metazoa; Arthropoda; Branchiopoda; Diplostraca; Daphniidae. Gene Ontology annotation, cellular component: phosphopantothenoylcysteine decarboxylase complex. The coding region runs from base 420 to 965 and encodes 181 amino acids. Gene Ontology annotation, molecular function: phosphopantothenoylcysteine decarboxylase activity; FMN binding.